AUUUUAUUUUUUCUUGAAAAUUUUUAUAUUUAUUUUUUGCACAAAUGGCUAAUAUUGUGAAUGCUUCACCAAUUGCAUUCACAAAAUACCCUUUUUCUUCAUUACUUAAUUAUCAACCAAUUAUUUCUUCCAAAUUUUCCAAUAAAUCUUUGAAAAAUGAAACAAAAAGAAGGAUUUUUUUAGCUUACAAGAAGUUGAAUUGUGAAGAUAUUAAUGUUGAUGUAAAAAUAGUUGGAUUAGAAAAAGAAGAAAUGUCUUUUACUAAUAAUGAGACAUUUUUGUAUUCAUUCAAUCCUUUGCCAUUGAUGUUUCUUGCUGCUCUUCCUGGAGCUGGAACUAUAAGUUCUCUGUUUGGGCCAUUUGUUGAGCUUGUAAAAUCAUGGAACUUACCUGACUGGCUAGUACAUUGGGGACAUCCUGGUAACAUGGCUGUUGUUCUCUUUGCUAUGGGUGGUUAUGGAACUUACCUUGGUUUUCGGAUACGAUUCUCUGAUGACGUGGAGGAAAAGGCGAAAGCUAAAGAUUUGCAUCCAAAACUUCUAGGAGGAAUGUUCUUCUUCUUUGCUCUUGGAGCUACUGGUGGAAUAACAUCCCUACUUACUUCAGAUAAGCCUAUUCUUGAAAGUCCUCAUGCUGUUACAGGUUUUAUUGGUCUUACACUUUUGACUAUACAAACCAUUUUGCCUACACUAUUCGAGGGUAAUCCCGGAUUGAGGAAUGUUCAUGGGAUAUUGGGAAGUGGUAUAAUGACGUUGUUCCUCGUACACGCGUUCCUCGGACUUCAGCUUGGUUUAAGUUACUAAAACUUGUCGAUUCAUGAUGAACGACGAAGAAUAGACUGUUGGGAUAUACUCUUUUUUUUUUAUUUCGAUUAUGAUUAAUUUGCUAUUGAAGUAUAGUUCAAAUUUGAUAUAAAGGUUAUAAAUUCAGAAAUAUUUGUAUGUUAGAUUGGUGAUGGAAAAAAAUAUUGAGAUACUUUUAGUAAUUAAUCAUAUUGUUUCUAUGAAGUCACAAACACAAAUGUGUUAUCCGUU
Messenger RNA from Solanum lycopersicum (tomato), 1034 nucleotides. RefSeq lists its product as uncharacterized. Gene Ontology annotation, cellular component: membrane. Gene Ontology annotation, biological process: respiratory electron transport chain. NCBI's taxonomy places the organism in Eukaryota, Viridiplantae, Streptophyta, Magnoliopsida, Solanales, Solanaceae. The record is from RefSeq and is a predicted model, not a curated record.